GCUGCUGUUGUUGACGCUCAGCUGUGGGAAGGGCAGAUUAUUGCAGCUGCUACGAGUUGAUUUCACUGAGCGCAGAUCCACGUUGUGGAUUAAAUUAAUAUUAACCGCACGGUCCCGGUUCGUGGUGGUGUGUAGCUGCAGGUGUGGAUGGGGGGAAACAGCCCGAGUCACUUCCCGCAUGAGGAUGAUGAAGCCGGUGGAGUUACUUUUGUGAAGGGCAUUCGGCUGUCGGACAAAGUCAUCAAACGGAUGAGACAGCCGACGAAGGUCGUCUUUCCUCAGCACCUCUCGCAAAAUGGAAAUCCUCCGUCACCUCCACCCGAAACGCAAACCAUCACCCCAGUCCCCGCCCCCUCUGUCGAACAUUUACUACCCCUUCUGACACCUCCACCUCUUUACGAAGCCCCAUCCACACCUCCAUCAGUGGACCCUGCUCCUCCUGUGAAGCUCGUCCCUCCUCCUCCUGUGAAGUUUCACUCUCUUCCUCCUCCAUCUGUGGAGCCUGCAGCUCCUCCUCCACCUCCACCCGUAGAGCCACAAAGUCCACCUGUAACCGACCCUGUCGUCUCAGCCCCUCCUCCACCUCCUCUUCUCCAGGAAGCCCCAGCUCCAUCUGUAAAGCUCGUCCCUCCUCCACCUGUAACCGACCCUGUCGUCUCAGCCCCUACUCCACCUCCUCAGGAAGCCCCUCCAACACCUCCAUCAGUGGAAGCGCCUCCUCCUGUAAUUUUUCACUCUCUUCCUCCUACAUCUGUGGAGCAUGAAGCCCCUUCUCCACCUGUAGCUGACCCUGUUGUCUCAGCCCCUCCUCCACCUCCUCUUUUCCAGGAAGCCCCACCAACACCUCCAUCAGUGGAAGCUCCUGCUCUCUCUCUUCCUCCUACAUCUGUGGAGCCCACAGCCCCACCUCCACCCAUAGAGCCAACAAGUCCACCUGUAACCGACCCUGUAGUCUUAGCCCCACCUCCACCCAUAGAGCCAACAACCAUAACCGUAACUGACCCUGUAGUCUUAGCCCCACCUCCACCCAUAGAGCCAACAACCGUAACCGUAACCGACCCUGUUGUCUUAGCCCCACCUCCACCUUCUCCUCCUCAGGAAGCUCCACUGACACCUCCACCAGUGGAAGCUCCUGCUCUCUCUCUUCCUCCUACAUCAGUGGAGCCUGCGGCCCCACCUCCACCAGUAGAGCCAACAACCAUAACCGUAACUGACCCUGUUGUCUUAGCCCCACCUCCACCUACAUCUACACCAUCUCCACAAGUCGAAGCACCUGUGGAGCCUCCUCCACCUGCUGUAGUGGAGCCAAUAGUCCUACCUCCCGUUGAAUUCAUCAUUCCACAUCAUGUAGAGACAGAAACCCUGUCUACACCACCAAUAGCAGAACACAUCAUCAAACCUGUUGUCCUACCUCCACCUGUGGAGUCAUCCACAGCAGCUGUGACUCCACAUGAACCUCUAGCUUCAUCUUUGCCUUCUGAACUUGUGGCACCAACACCUCCAGCUACUAUUGCAACUCCUCCUGAAGCUCCCUCUGUUGAACCUCUUGAACCUGUUGUCUUGUUGACACCACCAGUGGAAACAGUCCAACCUCCACCCACAGUUGAGCCUACACCAGUUGAACCAAUAAUCCCACCCUGUCCUGUCGAGUCAGCUCCAGUCGAAGCUGUAGUUUCACCUCCACAAACGGAGACAACUCUUGUUGAGCCUGUAGUCAUACCUGCUGCGGUUGAAGAAGUGCCUCCAGUUGUGGCUCCACCUGUGGAUCUGCUGCCUCCAUGUGAACUGGUUCCACCUCCACCUCCUGCAGAUCUUGAGGCAGCACCUUCUCCUGCUCCAGAGCUCUCUUUUGAAGAGCCCUCUCCUCCCUGUCACUGCGUGGAGCUGGCCGUCUUAACCUCUGAUCCACCUGUAAGUGAACCCCUUGUAGAGCCUCUAGCACCACCUCCACCUAAUCCAGCUCCACCUACUGAGGAGCCCACCAUCACCUUGUCUCUGCCCCCCGUCGUUGAAGUUGAAGUACCUGCUGCUAUCACGUCAGUGCCACCACCUGCAACAGCACCGCCCGUUUCUCCUGAAGUGGUGGAGGAAGAGUUGAGGCAGAAGAUCCAAGAGGAGAUGCAGAGAAGCCUGGAGGAGGAGAUCAACCUGAAGAGGCAGGAGCUGCAGCUACAGCUGGAGGAGAUGAGGGCUCAGGCUCGUGCAGAGGCCAGAGCAGCAGCUCACGCUCGGGUGGAGGAGCAGGUGAAGAAGACGCUGGAGGCGGAGAAGGCGGCGUACAUGGAGAACCUGACGGAGUCCAUCGCGAAGGAGCGAAUAAAGACAGAAGAUCAGAGGCUCAUGGUGCAGCUAUAUUGGAUGGAGGUGAAGGCUCAUCAACUGGAGCAGAAAGAGCAAGAUUUAAAGAAACGAGACGCUCUCUACAAGGAACAUGUCGCUAAACUCGAAGCAAAGUGCACUGAGUUUUACAAAGUCACUGCUGAGAGCUUCCAGAAAGGCAAAGAGGAGACUCACAACCGCUUUGCCCGUUUCAACAUCCAGCCGGUGUGCAGUGACUUGCAGAGUCAGAUUUUAAAAUGCUACAAGGAGAACACAGGAAAGACUCUGUCCUGCUCAAGCAUCGCCUCGGCCUACAUGCAGUGCGUGGACAACGCCAAGAAGAAUAAAUUGAGCCCUGGAGGUUAAUAUGGACCACUUGAUGAGGACGACGACACUACCAGACGGCUUUCCUGUCGCAACGAAGAAAAGUUGAUAGACAGAAUUCAACAAACAGACAAAGAAACAACUCCAUAUAUGUGCCAUAUAGGCCAGUUAGACCACUAGUCUGCUAAACACUAGCAGCUUGGUAUUUAGUUUUGGGUGCCAUCCUCUGUGGUUCUUGGGAUCAUGUUUAUAAAACCAAAUGUGCCGCAACAAUAACUGAGGGAUCAUUUCAAGCGCUUGUCUUUGUAAAUGUGGAGAAACACAACGAAAGAGCAGGAGAUUAAAGUUUUCGUUUUGACAGCA
Larimichthys crocea (large yellow croaker) is the source of this 3006-nucleotide messenger RNA. RefSeq names its product proline-rich extensin-like protein EPR1. The coding region runs from base 148 to 2685 and encodes 845 amino acids. NCBI's taxonomy places the organism in Eukaryota, Metazoa, Chordata, Actinopteri, Sciaenidae. Gene Ontology annotation, biological process: inner mitochondrial membrane organization. The record is from RefSeq and is a predicted model, not a curated record. The transcript is spliced from 9 exons. Gene Ontology annotation, cellular component: mitochondrion; MICOS complex.